AUGUCCGAUUCGGAUGUUCUCCAGUCUGCGGUGCGCGUGCCCACGCCUCCCCGGGCGCGUCCUUCUCGAAAACGUUCGCCCCCAUCUCGUUCCCCUUCUCCGAACCGUCGCCGAUCGCCCCCCGGUGAUACCCUUCGAGAUGGUCCCGAUGCUGUCGAUCUCGACGACCGAGAGCGCCAGCUCGCUGAGCGUGUUCGCGAACAUGAGAAGCGCGAAGCGGCGCGCAAGCCGAUGACCGAGGAACAAAAACAGGCGUCGGCCAAGGCAGAAUAUGAGAAGCUUCUCACGAUGAGAUCCGGUGGCACCUAUAUCCCUCCGGCUCGACUCCGUGCGUUACAGGCCCAGAUCACAGAUAAGACGAGCAAGGAAUACCAGCGCAUGGCAUGGGAAGCUUUGAAAAAAUCCAUCAAUGGUCUUAUCAACAAAGUCAACGUUUCAAACAUCAAGUUUAUCGUUCCAGAACUAUUUGGAGAGAACUUGGUGAGAGGCCGAGGUUUAUUCUGUCGGUCGAUCAUGAAGGCUCAGGCAGCCAGUUUGCCCUUCACUCCGAUCUACGCAGCAAUGGCGUCUAUCGUCAACACCAAGCUUCCACAGGUCGGCGAUUUGCUGCUGAGCCGAUUGAUCGUCCAAUUCCGCAAGGCUUUCAAGCGAAAUGACAAGGCAGUCUGCAUUUCUUCUACAACCUUCAUCGCGCACCUCUGCAACCAACAGGUUGCCCAUGAGAUGCUGGCGGCUCAAAUGCUUUUGCUUCUUCUGCACAAGCCCACAGACGACAGCGUGGAAAUUGCCGUGGGACUUACUCGAGAAGUCGGCCAACAUCUGGAGGAAAUGAACGCUCCCAUUGCACUCGCCGUAUUCGACCAGUUCCGGAACAUUCUACAUGAGGCCGAUAUUGAUAAACGUGUGCAGUAUAUGAUUGAGGUUCUCUUCCAAGUGCGCAAGGACCAGUACAAGGACAACCCUGCAAUCAAGGAGGAGUUGGAUCUAGUGGAAGAGGAAGACCAAAUCACACACCGUUCUGGAUUGGAUGACGAGCUGGACACGCAAGACACUCUCAACAUCUUCAAGUAUGAUGCGGAGUGGGAGGAGCAUGAGGAGGCUUACAAGAAAUUGAAGGCCGAAAUCUUGGGCGAGGAGAGUGACGAGGACGAGGAAGACAGAUCAGAUGAGAGCGAGGAAGAAGAGUCUGAUGCGGAAGAAGUACAGAUGGAUAUCAAGGAUCAGAGUAACACUGAUCUUGUGAACCUACGACGAACGAUUUACCUCACAAUCAUGUCCAGUAUCGAUUUCGAAGAAUGCUGCCACAAGCUGAUGAAGAUCAACCUGCCGGCCGGGUUGGAGCAUGAGCUUCCAUCCAUGAUCAUCGAAUGUUGCUCUCAGGAACGGACAUACUCCAAGUUCUACGGUUUGAUCGGAGAGCGAUUUGCGAAAAUCAACCGACUGUGGUCCGACCUGUUUGAGGCCGCCUUCGCCAAGUACUAUGACACUAUUCACCGUUACGAGACCAACAAACUGCGCAAUAUUGCUCAAUUCUUCGGGCACAUGAUCAGCAACGAUGCCAUCGGUUGGCAUGUCUUGUCUGUGGUUCAUCUCAACGAGGAGGAAACUACAUCCAGCAGCCGUAUCUUCAUCAAAAUUCUCUUCCAAAAUCUCGCUGAAAACCUUGGUCUUCCUGGACUGCAGGCCCGCUUCAGGGAUGAGAUCCUGCGGCCCAGCUUCGAGGGCCUCUUCCCUACAGAGAACCCUCGUCACACCAGAUUCUCCAUCAAUUACUUCACCAGCAUCGGCAUGGGUUUCCUGCUUUGCCUGCCCGAGCUGCAUCUCGAUCUCCCUCACGCACCCCAUCCGACCGUUCCCCUUCCCGUUCCAUGUGCUCAACCUGCACCGGAUCUCCUCACUCACGCCGUUCGCGGUCCUAUUCGUACUCUCGCUCUCCCUCCAGGGACCGUGGUCGUUCCUACUCCCGUUCCAUCACCUCUUCCCGGAGCCGAAGCUACACACCCUCACGUUCUCGGUCUCCAGUCCGUCGCGGCCGUGGCGCGUCCGUUAGUCGGUCCCGAACCCCAGCAAGACGAUCGCGCUCCCGAUCUGGAUCCCGAUCCAUCUCGCGGUCACCGGUCAGACGUAGCCGAGCACGUUCCCGUGCCGAUUCGCGAAGCCUUAGUCGCAGUCCGUACCGGUCUCGUCGGUCAUACACUCGAUCGGUCACUCGGUCGGUUUCUCGGUCUGUCACGCCUCCGCGCCGAGGCCAAAGUCCGCCUCGCCGGAGAUAUCGCAGCUAUUCAAGAUCGGUCUCUCGUUCCGUCACACCUCCACGUCGUCGGCUGCCAUCGCGCGGCGCGAGACGAGCCUCGUCCGUAUCUGUGUCACCCCCUCCUCGUCGACGCAGUGACGUUUUAG
Messenger RNA from Penicillium bovifimosum, 2400 nucleotides. Its product is annotated as pre-mRNA-splicing factor CWC22. Gene Ontology annotation, biological process: mRNA splicing, via spliceosome. Lineage: Eukaryota; Fungi; Ascomycota; Eurotiomycetes; Eurotiales; Aspergillaceae. Gene Ontology annotation, cellular component: catalytic step 2 spliceosome. The transcript is spliced from 3 exons. Gene Ontology annotation, molecular function: protein binding; RNA binding. The record is from RefSeq and is a predicted model, not a curated record. Bases 1 to 2400 code for a protein of 799 amino acids.